Molecule: messenger RNA, 2932 nt
Organism: Rhipicephalus microplus (southern cattle tick)
Lineage: Eukaryota; Metazoa; Arthropoda; Arachnida; Ixodida; Ixodidae
Product: TBC domain-containing protein kinase-like protein
Biological process (GO): protein phosphorylation; activation of GTPase activity
Cellular component (GO): cytoplasm
Molecular function (GO): protein kinase activity; GTPase activator activity; ATP binding
Source: RefSeq, a predicted model, not a curated record
CCUUUCCAUAUUCCUCUCACAACAUCAUACCUAUUGUAAUUCCACAGUGCCCUAUUUUUCUCUACAUAGGCAGCGCUGCCAUAGAUGACCGGUGUUUCGCGCUCAUCCGGCAGGCACAAGAAAUCUAGGAGGCGUUGCUAUGGUGCACAUGUGGUCAACAAAAUAAUGCUGGGGCUUAUCUGUGGGCUUAUUUUGUGGCAUAAACCACAGAGUACUGGCCACAGAACUGGUAGGUGUUCUGUGGUAUUGGUAGGUAGACUGGUAGGCGUUCGUCUAAACCGCAGAUAAUGCACUGCGAAUCGCGCACACCGGGUUGGUUUGACAGCGUCCACGUAGAGGGGCGUUUCGUUGGUUUCGUUUCUGUGAUCACUCUUAACUAGGUGUCUUUUCACACAUCGGGGAUUUGCCGUGUGAUUGUAGACGUUGCGAUGCCUUCGUUGAAGAAGCCAACGUUCGGCGCCCAGACGUUUUUCGCCUCGAGUCAUGCGAGGGACACCUGUGGCAUGAACGGAUUACCGCUCACUCCGAACUCGAUCAGGGUGCUCGGACUCUUUCAGCGUCUCAAAUGCCUGUCUCACAAGAACCUCUGCGCAUACCUCGACGCAUUUCGUAGCAAACACGAGAGACUCGUUGUCGUCAUUGAACACUUCAAAAAUUCUUUGCAAGACGAAAUUCCGAAGAAGCUGCCAGUUGACACCUUCAGCAGAAUAUGCCGAGAAGUUCUGGAAGCACUGGACUACCUGCACGCAAGAGGCAUCAUGCACCGGGCUCUCUCUCCGUGCUCCGUACUUCUCGAUGACAAGUUACAAGUCAAGCUUGCCAACUACGGAUUGUGCCACAUGACUGAGAAUGGCAGGACUGUACCUUUUCCACUGGGGACACCAAAAUACCUUGCCCCUGAAAUCUUGACUCAAGAGAGGUCGUUGGGACCGAAAGCUGACAUUUGGUCGCUGGGUGUCAUCACCUUGGAGUUGGCUCUGGGCAAAGAGGUAUGGAAAGGAGCAAGCCUUGAGCAGAUUUUUACAAAGCUGCUGACCUGCACCAAAGAAGAUGGAGAUGUCGUGCUUCUUUUGGCAGAAUCUGACCCACUGAGCAGCAAACUUGAGGAGCUGGACCCUCUUCUCAAGUCCUUCAUCUCCUCGUGUUUGAAAGUGUUCCCCAGAGCAAGGCCAUCGGCUCGAGAACUGCUACAACACCCAUUCGUUGCACUGGCCGUAGAAGAGCCUUCACUGCCCAUGCAUUUGGAGCCUCUACGCUGUGAGUCACUGGCUCCUCUGAAAUGCACACCUUGCUUCGGAGAAAGUCCCUUGGAAGAGCGCCCUCUGCAAGAGCUGUACUCCCUGUGGUGCCUAGCUGGUGGCGAUGCAGAAGCAGAGCUUGGCAGGCAAGGCAGUCUGCGUGCUAAGCCCCCCAUCUGUACAAUGCCAUGCAUUGUACUUCUAGAGGGAGAAGAGCUCGGGCAGAAGAAGGAUACAAUUUUCUUCUAUGACCACACAGUUGUGCUCCUAUCCGCGGAGCAACUUUGCCAGAGGCUGGAAGGAAUGGAUCCAAAUCUCUACUAUCCCCUGAUAGAAGAAAGCGGGGAUGUGCCUGCUAGUCCGAGCUUCAGUAGUGACACCGCUGCAUUGCCUGUAGUCAUCCGUGAAAAAGACGUAGAAUACCAGAUUCAGCGAAUCAUUCUUUACAAUCGGCUCCUGGAGGCAUACCCUUAUCAGCAGCAGCGGAUCAUCCGGGAGGCAAAGCUGGAUAUCCCACCACUGUGCAGAGCCCUCAUCUGGUCAGCAUUGCUUGAUGUGCAGGGGGACCUAAUACGAGAGUACGAAGCCAUUGACAAAGAAACGCCUACUCCAACUGACAGACAGAUAGAAGUGGACAUUCCCAGAUGUCAUCAAUAUGAUGAGCUCUUGUCAUCCCCCACUGCUCAUGCCAAGUUCAAGCGCCUUCUGAAGGCUUGGGUUGUAAGCCAUCCGCACUACGUUUACUGGCAAGGCUUGGAUUCAUUGUGCGCACCAUUUCUACGUCUGAAUUUCAAUGACGAAGCUUCUGCGUAUGCGUGCUUGUCCACAUUCAUCUCGAGGUACCUUUACGACUUCUUUCUUCAAGACAACUCCCAAGUUAUCAAAGAGUACCUGGCUGUAUUUUCUCAUUUGGUUGCCUUUCAUGAUCCAGAGCUGACAAACCAUUUGGAUAGUAUUGGAUUUCUUCCUGAGCUCUACUCCAUUCCUUGGUUUUUGACCAUGUACACACAUGUGUUUCCCUUGCACAAGAUAUUCCACCUUUGGGACACGCUCCUGCUCGGCCGAGACAGCUUCCCACUCUGUGUGGGCGUGGCCAUUCUGCAGCAGCUUCGUGCAGAUCUGCUAUCGUUUGGCUUCAAUGAGUGUAUUUUGCUCUUCUCAGACAUGCCUGAGAUAGAUAUACAGCGGUGUGUCGAGGAUUCUAUCCGUAUCUUCUGCACUACGCCACAGAGCUCCACAUUCAGAGCUCAUGCAAGUCCCAGCGGCCAGCCCCAAGAGCCACUCGGCAUGACCAUGGUGCCCUUGGAGGACCUGAAGGUGGAGCUCUGCCCACGCAUCUCCCCUCAUGACCUUUUAGCUCUGCUUCAGGUGUCUCGAAAGGACAGCUGUAAAAUGCCUCUUCUGGUCAUCGAUGUACGUCCCUUCGAGGAGUACCAGCGGGGCACCAUUCCAGGCGCCUUGAAUGUGGUCCCAGCCAGAGGCAGGCUCACAGCAGCAGGUGUGGUGGUGGUGGCAGGCAGCCAGAAAGAACACACUGCAGCUGUGAAUGUGGCCAAUGGACUGGUGCGCAGCGGUCAGCCCCGGGUGUGCCUUCUGCACGGUGGCAUCGAGGUCCUGCGCACUGUGCUCGAGCUGCCAUCCUAAGUGACCGGCGGUGGCAGCAGCCAAUAAACAGCGUUCACUCAUACACCACC